CAAAUCCCCUCAGCAGCCAGCCAGCCAGUCACUCACACCACUCCCCAAACCACCACCCCAGUAUCCGAUACUACACCAUCAUACCUCUCACCUACGGACAACGAAAUAUGCAAUAGCUACUAAUCCCACCACCUAGCGAACCAUCCACACUCAACUCCACCCAAGCAAAGAGACCCCAACUCCGCGAAAAGAAAAAAAUGCCCACCCCCUUCCCACCCAGAAAAACCUCAACACCCUCUAAACCGACCCCAAAAGCAAAGCCGAAAAGAAACACAAGUCUCUUAAACUUCUUCCAAAAAGCCGACGGGCCCCCGAAAGCCACGUCCCGACAAUCGCGGAUCACGCAGUUUGCGACGAAGACAGAGGAGGUGAGGAGGGAGGAUACUCUGCAUGGUGAUAGUGGAAGUGUGAAUGGAUCUGGGGGGUUGUUUUUGGAUGCGGGGAAGAAGGAGGGGUUGGUGAGUGGGGGGGUUGAGGGUGCAGGGAGGGGGAGAGAGAGGGAGAGGGAGAGGACGCCGGAGGAUAUUUGGGGGGAUGGUAUAGAGGAUGGUGAUAAGGUGGGAGAUGAGGAGGGGGGACGAUUUCAGGAGAAUGGGGGCAGUGUGAAGAGGAGGAGGGUUGAAGGGGAUACGACCAGUCCUACUACGGCUGCUACGGGAGAUGGGGAUGGUGAGAAAAGCAGUGAGAGUGGUGACGGCUCUGGGACGAAACGGGCUCCAGCUAAGGCUCGAGUCAGUGGCCCGUUUAUCGACGAGUCGGAUAGUGAGAGUGAGGACUUGGAGCAGUUUCGGGAGUAUGAGAAUGGGACUGAGACGAGCGAGAAGAAGACUUCUCUGAACGAAGAGACGAGUCAGGACAGAUCAGACAAGACGACAGACGAACAACGACUCUCCGUCGACACACCACCGGUAAGAAGAACCACGAGUCACGCCGAUGAUGAUUAUGCGAAUUUUGACGAUAUAGAAGAGGAUGCGUUCCGAGGGGAAGAAGAUUUCUUAGGUGCUUUUGACGACGAUGAGGACUUUACGGGUGAUCUCGAACUUGAAUUGGAUGGCAAUGGUGGCUCGGGAGAGGACUUUGGCUGCGAAGCGCCGGUGUGUCCGAUAUGCCAGGCAGUUCUAGCCGGCUUGACAGAGACAGACGUCUCGGUACAUGUCAACGACUGUCUUGAUGGGAAGCCUACGGUAUUGUCAAUAUCAGAGCCAGACCCGGACCCGGAUCCGGAGGUUUCAAAAGCAUCGAGUCGUGCGGACAAGGCGGCUAUCGCGAGACCGGCGCAGCGUGAUCCAUACGCCCCCGGCGUGGCCGGGACCAGAUCGGCCUUUUCGAAGCUCAUGGCGGGUAAUGCGGAAGACUCAGCAUGGACGGCGGCUGCAGCCAACGAGGUUGCGUCUCGUGGCAAACAGGCCUACCAACGGACGUGUCCGUUCUACAAAAUCAUCCCGGGAUUCUCCCUCUGCGUGGAUGCGUUCCGAUACGGGGCGGUGGAGGGCUGCAAUGCCUACUUCCUGAGCCACUUUCAUAGCGACCACUACAUCGGUCUCACCGGCUCCUGGCGCCAUGGACCGAUCUACUGCAGCAGAGCUACGGCCAAUCUUGUGUGUCAGCAAUUAAAGGUAGACCGGAAAUGGCUUGUGACAAUCGAGUUCGAGAAGAAAACGGACAUUCCUGGGACUGGAGGUGCGCAAGUGACCAUGAUCGAGGCAAACCACUGCCCCGGGAGCGCCUUGUUCCUUUUCGAGAAGCCUAUGGGCUCCGGUCCGUCGCAAAGGAUACACCGUGUCCUCCAUUGUGGUGACUUUCGCGCCUCGCCACUUCAUGUGCAGCAUGCCCUCCUUCGCCCUGAAGUCGUGGACCCCACGACCGGUAAGCAUCGCCAGCAACGGAUUGACGCUUGCUAUCUCGACACGACGUAUCUGAGCCCCAAGUACGCAUUCCCUAGCCAGGAAGACGUCAUCCAGGCCUGUGCAGAUCUCUGCGUGGAGCUCAACGGUGAUCAAGACGACAGCAACGGACGAGCGUUUGGACGAGCAGCCAAUGAGAAAAGCGGAAUGCUGAGCAAGUUUGUCACCACUGUCACUGGAUCCCGGUCAACUCAGACGCCAGCGCCACGCCCCUCUGGACGGUUGCUGGUGGUGAUCGGAACGUAUAGCAUCGGCAAGGAGCGUAUAUGCCUGGGGAUCGCGCGGGCGCUGAAGAGCAAGAUCUAUGCGACGCCAGCCAAGCAGCGCGUGUGUGCGUGUCUGGAGGACACGGAACUGUCGUCGCUGCUAACGGACAAUCCGCUGGAGGCGCAGGUGCACAUGCAGACGCUGUUUGAGAUCCGGGCAGAGACGCUAGCGGACUACCUGGACUCGAUGAAGCCGCACUUCAAGCGGGUGGUGGGAUUCCGACCGACCGGUUGGACCUACCGACCUCCCGCUGGGCGUAUCCUCGACAACCCGCCGGUGUCGGUGGUGCUCAACUCGGCCCAUUGGAAGACGCCCUUCUCGUGCCGGGAGCUGGUGCCGCAGCGCGGCAGCACGCGGGAGAGCGCAUGUUACGGGGUGCCAUACAGCGAGCACAGCUCGUUUCGCGAGCUAACCAUGUUCUGCUGCGCGCUCCGGAUCGGACGGGUGAUUCCGACCGUGAAUGUAGGCAGCCGGAAGAGUCGGGAGCGCAUGAAGGCGUGGAUUGAGCGAUGGGAGGCGGAGAAGAGGAAGAGCGGGUUGUACCCCGUGGAGGGAACUCGGUGGUAGUUCGGAGGGAACGGGAAAGGAACGUUGUACAGUGUACUACCAUAGUAGAUAAGAUUUGCCCCUGACUGGGGUGUCAUACAGAGUACAGGGUUAGUUGUUCAUAGAGAGAAUCACGUCCUUGCCUCCCCGGGGUCACGGGACUGUUCUGGAGACGAAUGACC
Messenger RNA from Aspergillus ibericus CBS 121593, 2899 nucleotides. RefSeq names its product DNA cross-link repair protein PSO2. NCBI's taxonomy places the organism in Eukaryota, Fungi, Ascomycota, Eurotiomycetes, Eurotiales, Aspergillaceae. Gene Ontology annotation, molecular function: 5'-3' DNA exonuclease activity; damaged DNA binding. The transcript has 2 exons. Gene Ontology annotation, biological process: interstrand cross-link repair; double-strand break repair via nonhomologous end joining; protection from non-homologous end joining at telomere. Bases 198 to 2738 code for a protein of 846 amino acids. The record is from RefSeq and is a predicted model, not a curated record.